CAAACUGUCGUCGAUGUUUUCAACAUCGAUGAAUCGAAUAUGAUACUCCUAUGUUUACUCGAUUGUUUUGCAGCCUACAAUUGCCCAUCACUAAUUUGAGUUAGAGACACGUAAACCGACACCAACAAAGAAAAUUACAAGAUUUUUAAGACAGAUUGCAUUUAAUUUAAUUUUUACUGUAAAUAAAUAUUUUCAAACAUGGACGCCGGCACCUGGUACAAAUCCCUGCCGCGCUUCACACGCUACUGGCUGACGGCGACUGUUGCUCUCAGCCUGCUUUGCCGCUUUGGCCUGCUCCCAUUGGAAUACAUGUAUCUGUCAAGAGAUCUUGUACUUACCCGCCUCCAGUUGUGGCGAUGCGUCACGUCACUUUUUGUGUUUCCUCUAAGUGGUGCGACGGGCUUUCAUUUUCUGAUCAACUGCUACUUUAUAACGCAGUACAGCGCACGUCUGGAGAAGGAUCAGUAUGCGAGAAGUCCUGCGGACUACAUGUACUUGUUGAUCAUUACAGCAGUGCUGGCGGUUUUGGGCGGUAUGGUGUUCAACUUGUACUUUUUGAUGGAUAUGCUGGUCGUUGCUAUAACCUACAUCUGGUGUCAACUGAAUAAAGAGGUUGUAGUCAGCUUUUGGUUUGGCAGUCGUUUUAAGGCCAUGUAUCUGCCUUGGGUGCUGGCGGGCAUAGAGCUCAUCUUCCAUGGCUCCUUAGCUUCGCUGGUGGGCAUAUUCAAUGGGCACGUGUACUACUUCUUAAAGUUCCAAUAUCCACAAGAACUGGGUGGCAAUGCCUUUCUGGAAACACCUCAGAUGCUCAAAAGGUUAGUACCUGAUGUAUCGGGCGGUAUCAGCGGCUUCGGUGUGCCACCGGAAAGUAGAGCGCCGCCGCCACGCCAGUCGGCCAGCUCACCCUGGGGACGCGGCAUGGCACUGGGAAGAAAUUAAAAACUAAUUUUCCUAAUUUAACUGAUGUCAUAUGUAUUUCUAUUUCAACCCUAUGGGUUACAACGUUAACUGUACUGAAAUUUCCUAACUAAACUUGAUCAACCUUAAAGAAUCUUUAACACAAGCUUAUGUUAAUCCUUGAAUUCCUGUACCUCAAUUUGUUUGUUAUAAACUCAUUAAGUUAACGUGUUAAGUGGCGGGAGGGAAUCCAAGAGCAUUUUUAUGCACAUAACUCCAAAUAUAUAAAUGCAA
This is a messenger RNA of Drosophila busckii, 1191 nucleotides long. RefSeq names its product derlin-1 (gene Der-1). The record is from RefSeq and is a predicted model, not a curated record. Bases 199 to 939 code for a protein of 246 amino acids. Gene Ontology annotation, cellular component: endoplasmic reticulum membrane; Hrd1p ubiquitin ligase ERAD-L complex. The transcript has 3 exons. Gene Ontology annotation, biological process: endoplasmic reticulum unfolded protein response. Gene Ontology annotation, molecular function: misfolded protein binding; ubiquitin-specific protease binding. NCBI's taxonomy places the organism in Eukaryota, Metazoa, Arthropoda, Insecta, Diptera, Drosophilidae.